AAAAGUUCGUUCCUGUCAACUGUAAUAUGAAAAAUGAGCUUUCCCGCCUCUCUAACACUUCACUCUCAACCACCAUUUUCCCCACACCAUAAUCAAAAUCAACCCUUUACAAAUCACGCAAUUCUCAUCAAUAAUCAAACCCCAAAUCACCAUUUCUCCAUCAAACAAUCCCCUAUCUACAAGCCCCACGAUGUCGAUCUCACCGCCUCAUGGACUUCAUCGAUAUCUCACCAUUGUCGUGCCAAUCGCUUAUCGGAAGCUGCAGCAGAGUUUACUGCAAUGAGAGUAGCUGGGGUUGAGCCUAAUGAGAUAACUUUCGUUACGCUUCUCUCGGGCUGUGCUCAAUUGCCCUCAGAAUCGCUGCAUUUUGGGAUAUGUGUUCAUGGGCUGGCCCGAAAACUCGGGUUUGAUGUUGGGAGCGUUAAGGUGGGGACGGCCAUUGUGAAUUUGUAUGCGAAAUGUGGGAGGGUGGAUCUUGCUCGAGUGAGUUUUGAUGAGAUGGGUGUCAAAAAUAAGGUUUCUUGGAAUAGUAUGAUUGAUGGGUAUAUGAGGAAUGGCGAGUUCGAGGAAGCGGUGAAGGUGUUUGAUGAAAUGCCUGAUAGGGAUGUGAUUUCAUAUACCAUUAUGAUUGAUGGGUUUGUUAAGAAAGGCUAUUUUGAGCAAGGUUUGAAGUGGUUUCAAGAAAUGCAGAUUGAUGGUGUUGAGCCUGAUUAUGUGACGAUUAGUUGUGUACUAUCGGCUUGUGCUAACUUGGGAGCAUUAGGUUUAGGCUUGUGGAUACAUCGGUUUGUUACAAAGAAGGUUUUUAGAGAUAUUAUUCGGGUUCAUAAUUCGCUGAUAGACAUGUAUGCGAGAUGUGGGUGUAUCGAAUUUGCUCAUCAAGUUUUCAAGAGCAUGCCUAAGCGAAGUGUGGUUACUUGGAAUUCUAUCAUAGUUGGUUUUGCACUAAACGGAAAUCCAGAGGAGGCUCUUGAAUAUUUCAGUUUAAUGCGGAAGGAUGGAUUUGAGCCAGAUGGAGUAACGUUUACUGGCGCUCUCACAGCGUGUAGCCACACUGGUUUGGUUGAUGAAGGGAUCAAAUUAUUCGAAACUAUGAAGAGGGUUUACAGAAUUGUUCCAAGAAUAGAGCAUUAUGGUUGCUUAGUUGAUCUGUAUAGCCGUGCAGGGCGGUUAGAAGAAGCAUUGCAUGUCAUAGAAAACAUGCCUAUGAAACCAAAUGAAGUAAUAAUAGGAUCUCUUCUAGCUGCAUGCAGGACUAAAGGAGAUGUUGCCCUGGCUGAAAGACUGAUAAAUUACCUUAUGGAGUUGGGCUCAAGGACUGAUUCGAAUUAUGUCCUUGUGUCGAAUAUAUAUGCUGCAAUUGGGAGCUGGCGAAGCGCAGGCAACAUGAGAAGGAAAAUGAAGGCUCGUGGGAUACAGAAAAGGCCCGGAGUUAGUUCAAUUGAAAUCGAUUGCACUGUACAUGAAUUUGUGGCUGGUGACAGAUCACACACAGAUGCAAAGAUAGUUUAUGAAAUGCUAGGGCUUUUGUCUUUUGAGCUUAGAAUGUUAGGCUAUGUUCCUGAAACUUUUUCAUUGAGUGAACAAUAAACAUGAUUAGAUGGUAUAUGAACUGAAGGUAACUGAGACCUGUCAACAAUAUGUUACUAGCAAAGGUUGUGAAGUAUGAAUCUCAACCUUUUCGAUUGUAAUUGUUACUCUAAAUCUUUCAAAGGUACAAGAUUGCCUAUCAAA
Messenger RNA from Daucus carota subsp. sativus, 1734 nucleotides. Its product is annotated as pentatricopeptide repeat-containing protein At1g05750, chloroplastic. Bases 34 to 1590 code for a protein of 518 amino acids. NCBI's taxonomy places the organism in Eukaryota, Viridiplantae, Streptophyta, Magnoliopsida, Apiales, Apiaceae. Gene Ontology annotation, molecular function: protein binding. The record is from RefSeq and is a predicted model, not a curated record. The transcript has a single exon.